CACAAAUGCAGAGAAUCUGACAUUCAUGUCACAUGUUCUCGUGGCUUGGCUCAUCUGCAAGUCAGUUUAGCAACUCGCAAGUACCCACAACCUGAGCAUCCAAAGCUGCGCCACGAUCCCGUUACUUCUCAAACGGAAAACGCAAGUAUGGCCGCCCAGAAAAUCUGCAUCCCUGAACUUUUGGAGAUGAUUCUUCUACAGCUGGAUAUGCGCACUUUGCUUGUAUCUGCUCAAAGAGUCUGUCGUGCAUGGCACACCCUCAUCAAAGACUCCAGCUCUCUCCAGACCUUAUUGUUCUUCAAACCAGCGACCGAUCCGUUCCCGACCGAGCUAAGGGCAAGGGAAUUGGUCGAGGAUAACCCACUGCUGUCCUAUAUAUGGCACGAAUUCUGGCGAAAGAGAGUGUCCACUUCGUCUGUUAAUCUCAAUUUACCUCAACUUGAUCCACAGAGACAGAAUGUGUUCCUCCGAGAAGAAGCAAGCUGGAGACAAAUGCUACUCCGGCAGCCGCCAGUUUCGUUAAUGGCAGUUGUUGAGAAGACUUACAGGGCUCCACGAGGCUCAGCGUUUUGGUUCAAGGAGGAAGACAAAUUUACGAGGCUGGGGUAUCUAUACUCGGAGAUCUCGAGGCUAUCCCUAAUUCCUGGGCGAGAUCUUCGCUCGUUUUAUGAGUGCGACCUCAUUGAUCAGUACGAAAAAAGAUUGGGGUAUGUGCGUGCACGCGUAACUUCCUGUCAUCUGCCAACCUGCGCAUUUGUGAUAUAUUGUCAUGAAAUACAGGGAGUAACUGGAGAGCCUUAUUGUCGCGGGCCUUUAAAUAGUGACCUAGAGCUAUGGCUAGGAAACGAGCUUGGAGCUUAUAUUGCCUAGAGCAUCCGCCGCCAUGAGUUUAUCUGUAAUGAGUAUAGCCUAUAGCUGCUUGGAUGUGGGAAGAUUGUGCGUAUUGCUAUAUAAGGCAUGCUAAUUUGCUAAAUAACCCAAUAAGACACGGAUGCCACGACAAUUUGAUAAUUACAUCUAACGACGUUGGAAUGCAAGC
This is a messenger RNA of Aspergillus neoniger CBS 115656, 1039 nucleotides long. Its product is annotated as F-box protein. The transcript is spliced from 2 exons. The record is from RefSeq and is a predicted model, not a curated record. Gene Ontology annotation, molecular function: protein binding. Bases 148 to 870 code for a protein of 240 amino acids. Lineage: Eukaryota; Fungi; Ascomycota; Eurotiomycetes; Eurotiales; Aspergillaceae.